Molecule: messenger RNA, 5002 nt
Organism: Osmerus eperlanus (European smelt)
Lineage: Eukaryota; Metazoa; Chordata; Actinopteri; Osmeriformes; Osmeridae
Product: GON-4-like protein
Exons: 27
Coding region: 145-4707 (1520 amino acids)
Biological process (GO): regulation of DNA-templated transcription
Cellular component (GO): nucleus
Molecular function (GO): transcription coregulator activity
Source: RefSeq, a predicted model, not a curated record
CAAGCGGUAAUACAUCGUGUAGUAUUUGUUGUAGGACGUAGAAUGGGAAAGGUUUUAGUGCUGCGCCCGGAAGUGAAAUCACGAAUGUAGUUUUCAGCUCACUGCCGAUGGAGCUCGCGCUGUGGCGGGUGAUGCAGCGACGCUAUGAGCCUGGUCCGCAAACGGAAGUGCAUCUCCGUCAAAGCUGGCGGAGCCUCCAAGGUAGCGCGCGCAGAGAAGCCAACGGCACCCGAACCUCCGUCAUCCCACAAUGCAUCGCCUCCUACAGUUGAAGACUGUCAAGAGGACGGGAGCCCGGAGGAGGGACAGAGCACGUUGCCAUGCCGACUCGGGGCAAAGGUCAGGGGUCAAGGCCAGGGCCCCCUCCAGGAAACUGAUGCUCGGGGGCAGGGCAGCAGAGAGGGGGGGUCUCGCCUCUGUUCCAACCCCUCCUGGCCACGCCCCUCGACCGAGGAGGAGAUGACUGACACAGACCUGCUGGUCAUUGUCACUGAGGAACAGUGCAGGACGCGCCAGGGAGUCAGAAAGAAAGGAGGCGGGGCAAAGAGGAAGAGGAGACCGGCCGAGGACCAAUCAGAGGAAAGUCAGAGUGAAGAGCCGGGCUCAGAGGUGGAGAUUGACAGGCAGCUGGACCAACAGCUGGAGAACAAGUCCAAACAGCACAACCUCACCACUACCAACGUGCGCAACAUCAUUCAUGAAGUGAUCACCAACGAGCAUGUGGUGGCCAUGAUGAAGGCUGCCAUCAACGAGACCGAGGCUGUGCCUGUGUUUGAGCCCAAAAUGACCCGCUCCAAACUGAAAGAGGUGGUGGAGAAAGGAGUGGUCAUCCCAGCAUGGAACAUCUCCCCCAUUAAGAAGGCCAGUGAAGUCAAGGCGCCCCAGUUUGUGGACAUCCCCCUGGAAGACGAGGACUCCUCUGAUGAAGAGUACCGCCCCGAUGAGGAAGAGGAGGAUGAGACGUGUGAAGAUACGUUCCAGGAGAGUGACAUGGAGAGCACAGCCUCGUCUCCCAGGGGAGUCAGAGCAGGGAUCCUCAGAGCUGCCAGCCAGGAGGAGGAACACAGCUCCCUGCAGGUGUACAAUCACAAAGCGAGACGUCGUAUGGGCCCGCCCCUUCCUCCCCCUGGCCCGCCCAUCAAACCGCCCCCAGACUCCAGCUUCCUGGAGAAGCUCCACGCCGUGGAGGAGGAGCUAGCCAUAGGCCCUGUCCCCGCCUGCAUGGAACCCUUUCAGCCCCUGACCCUCCCUCAGCCCCAGCCCCUGCCCCCCCCCCAGCCCCAGCCUCUGGCCCCAGCGGAGGACAGCGUGAUGGCGUGGAGGACUCGCUCCAAGCGUCCUCUCAGGGACGUCCCCCUGGGGCGCCUGGAGGCGGAGCUAAGGGCCCCUGACACCACGCCCGACAUGUACGAGUGUGGCUCCGCCAAGGAGGACCGCGAGUGGACCCAUUGGCUGAGAGGGCUCAUGUGCUCCGACGCUGAGAACGAUGAGGAAGCUGAUGAUGAUGAUGAUCCAGAGUAUAACUUCCUGGCCGACACAGACGAGCCUGAUGUGGAGGAUUACCGUAACGACCGGGCCGUACGCAUCACCAAGAAGGAAGUGAACCAAUUGAUGGAGGAGUUGUUUGAAACGUUCCAGGAGGACCUGUGUUCUCAGGAGCAAGACGAGGAAGGACAUGAGGAAGAGGAGGAGAGUCAGGAGGAGUCCCGCGACACACACACCUUCACCACGCCCGCUCCACCCUGCCCGCGCUGGCAGGAGCCCGUGUACCAGGAAGAAGAAGAUGAUGGAGGCUUCCAGACUGUGAGGGAGCAGCUGGCAGCCAUGAGGAAGAAGAGGCUCCAGACCCCACAACCCCCCGCCCUCACCCCCGCCCUCACCCCCACCGUCAACGCCACCCAGAAACUGCAGCUGCAGCAGCAGAUCCAGCAGCAUGUCCAGCUGCUCACCCAGGUCUACAUGCUGGCUAGCCCAGUAGCAGCCCUGCACAGUGAAGCUCACACCACCCUGCAGUUCCUGACUGAGCUGCAGGUGUUUGCCCAGCAGAGGGAGCUGUCCCAGGGCCCAGGCAGCCUGUUCAGGGCCUCCAACCUCCAGGGGGCGCUGUCCUUACUGGUGGAGCUCCGCCUCCGGCCCAUCCCCUACAGCCCCAACAUCACCCAGCCCACCUCGCAGGGACGCAUCCGUCGGUACCCGCUGAUGCCCGCCCAGCUGGCCUGGCUAUUCGCCACCCGUCCUGUCUUCCUGUACCCAGAGCUGCUGCCAUUGGUCAGUCUGGACCCCGCCCUCUUAGCCCCGCGAACUUUCAACUCCUUCAUCCCAGCUGAGGACUGCCUGCUGGUGCUGGGCAUGAGGAACAUGCAGGGAACCCUGAAGCCCAUGGAGAACCUGUGUCAGUACCUGCUCCGAGCCAAGGCCCCCGCCCAGACCAGAGGACACCUGCUGAAGCAGAGCACGCCUCGCAGGCCCGACAGCAUCCUCAAGGUGUACUACCGGCAGAGGGUGGUACUGCCCAUGCCCCUGGCCUGUCGCGGGGUGGAGCCUGGAGACCAGCGCCCCCCGGUGGAGAGAGACGAGGACAUCAUGCCAGCCUGGCUGAGGAGGAGUCUUCCGGUCAUCUACCCAGCUGUGAGACAAUGUAACAUGGCCGGUGAUCCCAAAUGCUCCAAAAACAAAAGGUACUACAGCUACCCCCCCGGCACCCUCUACCCACCCCACCUCCCCGACGGCUUCAUCCUCAAACCCAGCGGCUUCAAAAACAUGCUCGUCUCAGACGGCGCCCCCAGCAGGACCGGAGGAGGUACUGCGCACCCGGGGGACCACGCGAACAACGAACGGAAACAGCGGCCGGUCCAGGGCGCGUCGAAACCCAAGUCAAAAACAACAAGGGGAAAGUCUCGCUCGAAGACCUCCCAGAAUGCAAUGCAGGUCAUUCUCAAUAGGCCCGCCUCGGGCGCUUCGUCAUUGGAUGCUCAGUGGUCAGAGUCUGCCCUAUCGGCUAAAGAGCUUGUCACUCAGAGGGUCAGCACCUUCGCUGGGCUGCACAGGCUACCCAGGUUCCUCCCCCCUGCAUGUCCCUCCCACCCUCAUGCUACAGGGUCUCUGGAGGCGGCUAGCAGGGGCACCACAGCCCCAGACCGGCUCCCUGCUACCACUCAGGCUCCUUCACUUCCUCCUCCCUUCAUCCAGAUCCAGACCUCCGCUCUUCAUCCCUCCCUCUUGGAAACCCUGAUGGACGGGGAGUGUGUCACCGUCGUCAUGGUGAGGAGGGAGGAGGAGGUGGGGGGGGACGAGGAGGUGGAGAAGGGAGAAGAGGAGGAAGAGGAGGAGGAUUGUUACGAUGACAUGCCCCUCCUGGCACUGUCAGAGUCCUCUGCCAGUCCUGCAGGAAGCAUUGACCCCGGUGACCUCACAGAGGCGGAGUCGGAGAAAGGUCAAGAGGUCACACUGGUGCAGUCAGACGUGGGGGGUGGAAUCAGGGAGGGAGAAAAGGAAAUACAAGAGGAAGCGGGGCACCAUGGAGGGAUUGUGGAGGGAGAGCGGCAAGGCCAACAGGAACAGGAAGUGAUGUCACCAUUCUCUGACGAGUCCACCCUCUCAGUGCCGGAGCUACAGGAGACAAUGGAGAAGCUUUCCUGGCUGGCAUCAGAGGGGAGGUUAGAGGUCAUAGAGAGUUCAUUCUCAAACCCAGAUCCCGUGGCCCCUCCUCCUCCUCCCCCCCCUCCCGUGACCCCCCUCCCCCAUGAUGACACAGAGCUACAGGGGUGUGACCCCCACAGGGAGAAGGAAGAGCUUGCGUAUGCACAGGAUUACCUCAACAGGGUGUGUGAGUCUCUCCAGAAGGUUCCGGGGCGUCUGGGGGACUUCCUGGCGGCCCUGUGUGAGUUUGAGCGUGGCGGGGGGCGGACCCCCGUGGAGCUGUUCUCCCUGAUCAGGCCGGUUCUGCAGGACUGGCCCGACUUGCUGCGAGACUUCGCUGCCUUCCUCCACCCAGACCAGGCUCAGCACUGCGGCCUGUUGGCAGAGCAGCAGGCGUUUGAGCGUAGUCGGCGGUUCCUACGGCAACUUGAACUAAGCUUCGGAGAGGACUCCUCCCACUACCGCCAAAUAGUGAGCAUCCUCCAAGGAGGCCACGCCCACAGCCCUCUGGGUAUCAAGAAGAUGAAAGCACAGAUCACGGGCCUUCUCAAAGGCCACUCCCACCUCCAGGAAGAAUUUUGGGUAUUUUUCGACAUGUUAUAUUCCCUGUCGUCUGAGGCAGAGUGUCAGGACACCUCAAACUACACUUCCCACAAUGCACCGCAAAGAGGGAGGAGAAGACAGGCUUCCAAUCCCAGGAGAACCAAACGGAGAGAGCAGGAAGAGGGGGAGGAUGGGGGAGACAUGGAUGAGCAGGCCUGCAUCUCGGACAAUCCUGUCUGUGCCAAAAACAUCUCCCUCACCCCCACGGGAGAGAAGAUUAUACUCUGGACCAGAGAAGCAGAUCGAACAAUCUUGACGACCUGCCAGCUGAGAGGAGCCAAUCAGAGGACGUUUCAGACCAUCUCCGCCCAACUCGGCAACAAGACACCCAAUGAGGUGAGCGCACGUUUCAAGGACCUCAUGCGGUUGUUCCGCUCAGCCAAUCAAAGACCACGUUCAGACCAGGAAGAGGAAGUGAGCGCCACUGAGCAGGAAAUCAACUCCACGGAACCCGCGCCAGACUGAAUGUGUUUUGGGGAACCCCAGAAGGAAAAGUACCAGUGUUCUACUGGAUCAGAGCUGGAACCGGAACCAUCACAACAGCUUAGCUACCUGGACUCAAGAGAGUAGAGCGGGUUAUGAGGGAGGGAUGGAGAGAAAGAGUGAGAGAAGAAGAGGAGGGAGAAGUAAAGAGAGAGUUCAAAAGACACAUCAAGGGCUUGGGUGUGUCUUUCUCUCUCGGGGAGAAAUGUUUACAGAACCGCACCUUAUCCCCCCAGCAUGUCAGCUGGGUGCCACAGCUGCAGUGCCGGUGCAUGUU